This is a messenger RNA of Musa acuminata AAA Group (dessert banana), 4919 nucleotides long. RefSeq lists its product as uncharacterized. Gene Ontology annotation, biological process: cell surface receptor signaling pathway; protein phosphorylation. Gene Ontology annotation, molecular function: polysaccharide binding; ATP binding; calcium ion binding. Lineage: Eukaryota; Viridiplantae; Streptophyta; Magnoliopsida; Zingiberales; Musaceae. The record is from RefSeq and is a predicted model, not a curated record. Bases 143 to 4801 code for a protein of 1552 amino acids. Gene Ontology annotation, cellular component: plasma membrane. The transcript is spliced from 7 exons.
GCAGAGGUAACAGGUCAACACACUUGUUGACUCGGGAUGCAAGUCCAGCCUCUCCCUACUUAUCCGUCACAACUGGGUCACGAGGUCCGCCGCUGCGAUCAAAAAGACGACCGGAAGAAGGGAGGUUGCAGGAAGCUUGGCCAUGAAUUUGCGUGUGCCGUUGCUGUUGCUCCUCCUACUCCUAUUCCUGCCGCCGCAGCCAUCGUCGUCGUCGUCGGAUCUUAAUCCAAACGUGUUCGAGGCGGAUGCGAGCAACUGUACAAACAUUCCCUACCCUUUCGGCGUCCGAAACCUGUCUUCCUUCAUCCCCGGUUUCGAGAUCGACUGCAACGUCCGCGGCGGCCUUCCCACUCUGUCGAUCGGCACCAAGAAGCUACAACUCCUGAACAUAUCGGUGCAAGAAGGCUACGUGCGCGGCUUGCUCAGUCCGCUCGCCUUUGGGUACUGUAGCAGGGGACUUGCAGCCCCAACCACCGGGAUCAGCCUGGAAGGCACUCCCUUCAGCUUCUCCGACACCAGGAACAAGUACACGGUGAUCGGCUGCGACGCCAUGGUCGUCUUCCAGGGCCCCGGCGGUUCCCACGCUCACAACGACAUCAGGGGAUGCGUGGCGUUCUGCGCCUCCCCGUUCACCCAGCAGAGCAUGGUGAACGGCUAUUGCUCCGGCAUCGGCUGCUGUCAGGCCGCCGUCCCCCGCGGUCUCAAGAGCUUCAACGCCAGCCACAGCAGCAUCAGGAACCUCACCCACUGUCACGUCGACAACAGUACCUGCAGCGAGGUGUUCUUGGUCGACCAGAACGACUUCACCUUCUCUGCGAGAGACGUCAACACGAUCACCGGUUCCACGACGCGGCCGGUUGUCCUGGACUGGGCGAUAGGGAACGAGACGUGCGACGAGGUCAAGCACAGGAACAAGUCGGAACUCGCUUGCGGGCACAACAGCGACUGCUACGACUCCCCAAACGGAGGCUACCGCUGCAACUGCUCUCAAGGCUACGCCGGGAACCCAUACCUAUCAACUACACAAGGAUGCACAGAUAUCGACGAGUGUAGCUACCCACACUCGAACCCUUGCGUGUGGAAAUGCAUCAACAAGCGAGGGAGCUUCCACUGCCCUUGUCCUCCGGGAAGCAGUGGAGAUGGCACACAUGGAGGAUCCGGUUGCCAAAGGGACACGUUCCUUGAGAUUGGUUUAGGAGUUGGGCUGUCCCUUUUGGUCAUGAUCGUAGGAGGAGGCAUCUGGGUAUACUUCGGACUGCAGAGGAGAAGGCUCACCAAGCUCAAGCAACAGCACUUCCUGCAGAACGGAGGCUUGUUACUGCAGCAGCAUGUCUCUUCGAGGGAGUUCAGCGCCAGAAUCUUCACGAUCGAGGAACUGGAAAGGGCGACCGACAACUUCGACGAGGUUAAUGUGGUCGGCCGUGGAGGACACGGGACGGUGUACAGAGGCGUCCUACCGGAUCAGCAGGUGGUGGCCAUCAAGAGGUCAAAGUUCAUGGACGAGAGCCAGAUCGAACACUUCAUAAACGAGGUGGCGAUCCUCUUCAGAAUCCGCCACAGGAACGUGGUUCGUCUGCUCGGCUGCUGCCUGGAAACUCAGAUCCCGCUGCUGGUUUACGAGUUCGUGUCGAACGGAAGUCUGUUCCAACAUCUCCACGAGAGCGGCGGCGCUCCUCCCCUGUCGUGGGAGACCCGUCUGAGGAUUGCCGCGGAAACUGCAGGAGCGCUCGCCUUCUUGCACUGCAAGCCUUCCGCUCCGGUCAUCCACCGGGACGUCAAGUCCGCCAACAUACUUUUGGAUGAGAAUUACACGGCGAAGGUAUCGGAUUUCGGGGCUUCCCGAUUGGUUCCGCUCAACCAAACUCAUGUGACGACGCUCGUCCAGGGAACGCUCGGGUACUUGGAUCCCGAGUACUUCCACACCAGCCAGCUGACGGAGAAGAGCGACGUGUAUAGCUUCGGGGUGGUUCUGCUGGAGCUGCUGACUUCGGAGAAGCCGAUAUCGUUUUGCAGAUCGGAGACGGCGAGGAACCUGGUGGCACAUUUCUACACGUACCUGAAGGAGAACAACCUUCUUAAUCUGGUGGAUGCGAGGCUGGUGGAGGAGGCCGGGGCGAUGCAGUUGCUGGCGAUAGCUCAGGUCGCGAAGACUUGCGUGGCCCUGGAAUCGUCGGAGAGGCCGACCAUGAAGGAGUUGGCGGUGGAGCUCAGGGCACUGAGCAGGCUCAUGAAGCGGCACGCGGAGUUGCGGCGUCCUCAGGAGGAGGAAGACGGCUCUUCACGCAGAUUGGCGCCCCAUGGAAGCGGGAACGAUGUCGGACGAGACGACGACGCGGAAAUGCAUCUGUUGUGGCAAGACGACGUUGGAUCAUCCAAAAGCAGAGGAAAUCCACCUCUAACGUCGACCACUUUCCAAGCUUGGUUGGAACACAUGACGAAGACAGCUACAGAAACGCGACACAGAAGACGACUCCGACGACUUCACAUGUCAAGUCUUACUCGGAGCUCGAAGCUGCGUAGUAGAAGGCAAUUGGUAUAUGGUAGAGAGAGAGAGGAGAGGAUGAGGGAGACGAGGAGAGGAAGCAUGAGUCCCUUGACAUUUGUCGCUCUCCUCCAGCUGCUCAGUCUGCCACCACUUGCAUCCGGUAAUCGGCUGAAUCCUUCGGUGUUGCAGAAGGAUAGCCCCCACUGCUACGACAUUCCCGUGCCCUUUCCCUUCGGCAUCAACGGAACCGGCACUUUUCGUCCAGGGUUCGAGAUUACCUGCAACAACACCCAAGGCAACCCUGCCAUGCUGUCCUUCGGCGCCAAUUUGCAAUUCCAGUUGUUGAACAUAUCCUUGGAGGGCGGCUAUGUCAGGAUUGUGGGACGAGCCAUAACAUGGUUCUGUUACAACACCACCACCGGCGAGGACGUACCCUUCAGUCUUGCUAUCGAUCUCAAAGGAACCCCCUUCACCUACUCAGACACGAUGAACAAGUUCACCGCCAUCGGUUGCGACGCCAUGGCCAUGAUCCAAGGCUCCGGUCCUCAUAACUACACCGGCGGUUGCGUGUCUUUCUGCGCCACUCGCGACAGCGUCAUCAGCGGCUCCUGCUCCGGCGUCGGGUGCUGCCAGGCUUCCGUGCCCAGGGGCCUCAAGAGUCUCAAGUUGAACUUCAGUAGCAUCAGGACCAUGACCGGCUCCAAGAAAGACACCUCGGGAGCAUGUAGCAAGGCCUUCAUCGUGGACAAAGACUGGUUCAAGUUCUCCACCGAGGACCUCGAGGCGAAUGACAAUGAUGACAACAGGCCGGUGGUGUUGGAGUGGUCCAUCGGCAACCAAACGUGCGAGGAAGUGCAGAGGAGGAAACCCCCGGACUACGCUUGCGUGGAUGAGCACAGCCGGUGCUACAACUCGGGCAACGGCAUCGGAUACCGCUGCAACUGCUCCCAGGGCUACGCCGGGAACCCUUAUGUUUCCGGUGGAUGCCGAGACAUCGAUGAGUGUAUAGAUCCAAGGAUGAACAACUGCGUGUGGAGGUGUAUCAACAAAGAAGGAGAUUUUGAUUGCAUUUGCCCACCAGGAUCCAGCGGCGACGGUAGAAAACAGGGCAGUGGCUGCAGAAAAGUUGCGCUUCUGGAGAUUGGACUAGGUCUGGGUCUGGCUCUCUUGGUCAUGCUGCUCCUCGUGGGCGUCUGCGCUUACUGGGGUGUGAAGAGAAGGAAGACGAGGAAGCUGAAGCAGAAGUACUUCCUGCAGAAUGGAGGAUUGCUGUUGCAGCAACAGAUAUCGUCGCGGCAGGCAGCGGCCAGGAUAUUUAGCUCGGAAGAGCUGGAGAGCGCAACCGAGAACUUCAACGAGACUCGAGUCCUCGGGCACGGGGGAUACGGUACGGUGUACAGAGGGGUCCUAUCCGACGGAAGAGUGGUGGCGAUCAAGAAGUCCAAACUGGUCGACCAAAGCCAAAUCGAGCAGUUCAUCAACGAGGUAGUCAUCCUUUCCCAGAUCAACCACAAGAACGUCGUCAAGCUCCUGGGUUGCUGUUUGGAGACACAGGUGCCGCUGCUGGUGUACGAGUACAUAUCCAACGGAACCCUCUCGCAUCACGUCCAUGGCUCCAGGGUUCCGAUGUCGUGGGAGAACCGGUUGAGGAUCGCCGUGGAAACGGCAGGAGCACUUGCGUACUUGCACUCGGCGUCGGCGAAACCUAUCAUUCACAGGGACGUCAAGUCAGCGAACAUACUUUUGGACGAGGAUUACACGGCAAAGGUGUCGGACUUUGGAGCGUCAAGGUUGAUCCCCUACGACCAGACUCAUCUGACGACGUUGGUGCAGGGGACCCUCGGGUACCUCGACCCGGAGUACUUCCGGACGAGCAUAUUGACGGAGAAGAGCGAUGUGUACAGCUUUGGUGUGGUUCUGAUGGAGCUGUUGAUGCGAGAGAAGCCCAUAUCACCUGGGAGGCCGGAAGAAGAGAGAAAUCUGGCCUUCCGUUUUGUUACGUUGUUGGAAGAGAAGAGGCUCCUUAGCGUGGUGGACCGUCGAACGGUGGAGGAGGCAGGCGAGAGGCAGCUGCAUGCGGCUGCGCAGCUGGCUAGAAGAUGCUUGAACUUGAGAGGGGAAGACAGGCCCACGAUGAAGGAGGUGACGGUCGAGCUCAACGCGCUCGGAAGGCUCUUGAUGCAACAUUCAGCACGGGAGAGACGUAAGAAAGGGCGGUCUCUCGGCGUGCCUUGGGAGUUCGGUGGCGGCGGCACCGAAGAAGAGAAUGGAUCGUCUGGAGUUUUCAGUGAGUCAGCAUCUUUAACGGGACGGUAGUGUGAUUUGCCCAAAUUGUGGAGGCCCAAAUUGCAAUUUGGGCCAUUACUUAAAAGAGUACUUGUCAUCAGAUUUUGAUCUGUAACUACAUUGCAUCCAUGAAUUUCUAUUAUCCCUU